AAGUCUAACCUGCAAUGUGCAAUUGCAUUGAAUUAAAAACAUCUGCUGCAUUAACAUUAGUUAAAUUUCUUUGCUUAAACCCAAAUAUGUAAGAUGAAUUUAGGUUGACUGGGACACUUUUUGCCUUUGAGAUGACUGAGAAAAGUGCCCAAAUCUCCCUGAAUUCAAUGUAAAUCAUAUGUAUAAUGUCAUUUUGAGUAAUUCUAGUUAAAAAAAAAUCUAAAACAUUUUCAUAACAUUGCAAAAAUGUGAAAGGAAGAGAAGCCAUUUACACAGUGAAAAGAAAGGGCCACUGGCCUAGUCGAGCUGAGAAUGACAUAUAAAGCGGUAACUGGCUAGCGGUAAAUGUUGAGGCAUGAUUCCUGCACAAGGUCUAAACAACUUGCAGUAUCAAACCAGUGGCAAACUGACACAAUUUAAAGUUUUUGUUCCCUAAAGUUACCAACUUUUAACUUUCAACAGUGCUUUGCUACCUCUUUUUUCACUAGCCACGUGAUAAUCACUUCUGCAUCUGCAGGAUGCACUGGUGUUGUAUCUGCAAAUGGAGAUAUGGUUAGAGCAUAAGACAAACUUCAGUUAGCCAUUUUCAAGUUAGCCAUUUCCCUUGACUCACUGAGCACAGAAACAUGCAGAUCUUUCACGUGACUUCUACGUUCCUUAUUACUACUGUUCUCUGCAGUCUGCUUUGGUCUUCUGCAGAGCCACGUGAUCUGUGAUUGCCUGUCUAAAAUGAUGCACCAGCGCUGCAUCUGCAAAGUGCAAAGUGCAAAGGAAGAUGUGGUUAGAGCAAGAGAUAAAGUUCAGGUAGCCAUUUUCAAGUUAGCCAUUUCCUCUGACUGACUGAGCACAGAAACAUGCAGAUCUUUCACCCGACUUCUGCGCCCCUUAUAAUGGCUGUUUUCUGCAGUCUGUUAUCAUCUUUAGUAGGGGGUCCCGUGGUUGUGAAAUACUCACGUGAACCGGUGACGAAGACUGAAGGCCAUUUUUUGUCUCUUAAGUGUUUGGUGCAGUAUGAGAUACAGAAUUGUGACAUUGUGAACAAUUGGUGGUACAUAAAGCCCGCUGAGGGGGAAGCUGCGCCUGAAACUGAGCCCAAGCUCAUCACAGAUCCAAACCAUUAUGUAAUCACUGUAAAUGAAACACAAAAAGAACAAAUGAGGCAAAGGAACAUUUUCCUCUCAUUUAAUUCCUUGAGCCUUAAAGACAGUGGAUACUACCAGUGUGAUGCCAAAUGUCUCAACAGUGGGACUGCAGCGAAAGGCCAUCUUGUGUACCUCAACGUCACAGCUGAUCCAUACAAAGGUCUGAAGGUCUCAACAUGGAGUGGCCAGUUAAAGGCAGACGCAGCUGUGCUAGCAUUCAGUGCCAUAUUAUUUUUAUGUUGUUAUUAAAUGACAUUGUGUUUUCAGCAUGAACCAACACAAGGUAUCAACGUCUAUAAUGGACCUAUAAUGCCUCUUUUCACAAGAUGUAAUAUAAGUCUCUGGUGUCCCCAAAAUGUGUCUGUAGCUUAAAAUGCCCCACAGAUAAUUUAUUAUAGCUUGUCAAAUUUGCUCCUAUUUUGGUGUGAGCAAAAACCCAGUAGGGCUGCAGUAGACAUUCAACCCCGCCCAUAUCAAAGUGUGACACCAGAAGCCACGUCCCAUGCCCAAUAUGUCACCUCGUGACUCCCCACUAAACCACUUCACCGACUUCAUGCAGCGCUGCACAGACCGAUCAGCAGCUUACUUGAAGCAGUGCAUGCCGGUUAUAAAUUUUGUCUGGCUUGAGACAGCGCCGACGGCACAUGACUGUGACGUAUGGCAUCAAAGUACUGCGAGAGCGAUUUGAGAGCAGUCGGCUGAGUCGGCCAGCACAGCUUCUCCAGAGCGGCUGCACGAGCUCUGAUGACGACACAGCUGUUUCAUGUGUUUUGUAUUUUUAUUCUGAAACCUUCAGUUCCACUAAUGCUCACAAAUCUGUAAAAGCUCUUUUCAUGUAGUUGCACUGUUAUAUUGUUUCAUGUUUAUCAAAAUAAAACUGAUAAAAACGUCUUUGGUACUUAAAUAGUAUAUGCUUAUGUUGAACUUUAUUCUUGUAAAACAGACACUGUAAGCAAUACGUAAAGUAUUGAAUGAAAAUGCAUCUGAAACAUCUGUGUAUUUGACAAAUAUUGCAUUUAUUUCACUUCAGCUUUGAUAAAGUAUGCUGAAGGGGUGGAUUCUGGAAUCCACAGCCGCUUCAAUAUAUAUCUUUUAAGUUAUUAAUCAACAUUUAUAUU
Megalobrama amblycephala (Wuchang bream) is the source of this 2260-nucleotide messenger RNA. RefSeq lists its product as uncharacterized. The coding region runs from base 855 to 1391 and encodes 178 amino acids. The transcript has 4 exons. The record is from RefSeq and is a predicted model, not a curated record. Lineage: Eukaryota; Metazoa; Chordata; Actinopteri; Cypriniformes; Xenocyprididae.